GGAUCUACUAGAAGCUCCUGCCAGCCUAAUGCCAUGAAUGUUGAAGCGGACAAUGUGGAAGAGAAAGCUGUCCAUUCCUGGUCAAGGAUCUCCUCUGCAGGACAGAAAGCCUUGGAAGAAGCUCUCCGGGUGUUUAACCCCAUGUCCAAGGACCUGUCGGACACGGAGACCCAGUUAGUAGCUUUUCUCCAAGGCCUUAAAGAAGAAGGCCACCAACCCACAAUCCUGCGGAGCAAAGACGUGUAUGGUUAUAGUUCCUGCACUGCCAAUGCACCUGGCCAAACAAAAGGCAAUAUUCAAGGCAUUUCAGAAACAGCUGUUCCUAUUUCAGAGUCUGCCAAGGCUCCAGCAAGGAACAUCGUAACCAUAGAAAAAGUACCUGCCCCCUUGGCAAGUAUUACCGUGAGCUCUUCUAAAGAAUCUGCUAAGCUGAUGUCAAAGAGCAGUAACUCCACAAACCUCCUAUUGAACUCAUUGAAACGGACACGUUCGGGCACAUCAAAAGCCUCGGCAAUGAGCUUCCCUGCUAAUAUGUACCCUGGCGUCUAUCCAGCCAUGAGGCUCUCAGUGGUGCUGGAAGCCUUAGUCCCUCUGAAAGCCACUGCCUCUUGUCUGGAAUCAAAAUGCAAACAAGGGCACCUCGGGAUCUCUCCUGCAGACCUUAAGCAUCUCAAAGCAUCCACUGCAUCUAUGCAGUCUUCAGCAGGGAAGGCCACUAAGAUGUCGUCUAAUCAGUUGGACCCCAAAGGAUAUAGGCAUUUACCGGUCAUAACAAAAGUGCCGGACUCUGCUGCUCUCACGAUGAGCCUUAUAAAAGGACCAAAGGGUGGGGUGCUUCAGGAAAGUUAUGCUUGCAAAGCCUCUGGAAUCCUGAAUGGCCGGAUUUCUGGGACCAACUCCCAGAGCUGUAGCACGGGGGCCUCCAGAAUUAAGGAACCGCCGGUGGCCAAAACUGAACGGAAAAGCGGGGACAGCCAUCAGCAGGCAAUUGGGGAGAAAAGAAGACGAGCAGACGAAGGGAAAGAGUUGCCGUGUAGAAAGACGCCCGGUUCUGUUCCGCCACCGAAUAAACCAGAACCGGCUUCGAAAACGCCAAACCUGCUGAAAUUCCAGGCCAUCAAAGUGGACAACUCUUCAGACGAUGAAUUGAGGAGGAGAGCACAACAGAUCCUUAAUGUUAACCUGUCCCCGGUGAUCAGAAUUCGGCCAUUGCCUCAGUCUCUCAGCAUCCCUUGAGUCAUUCAGUUGAGUUGGAGCUCCA
Protobothrops mucrosquamatus (brown spotted pit viper) is the source of this 1261-nucleotide messenger RNA. It is a transcript of the gene CCDC71, whose product is annotated as coiled-coil domain containing 71. The coding region runs from base 34 to 1236 and encodes 400 amino acids. Lineage: Eukaryota; Metazoa; Chordata; Lepidosauria; Squamata; Viperidae. The record is from RefSeq and is a predicted model, not a curated record. The transcript has a single exon.